UCGGCGCCUGACCUCGGAAUGAAAAUUGUAAAAUAUAAAAAUCUGCCGUGUGAAUGACUCUUGACGAUGAGCUAAACACACUGACCUUAACAACUUAAAUAUGUUCAGAAGGGGAACAGGUGACCGUUGGCAUUCGAUUUUCUAACCAUCCCGACAAAAUACAGGGUAUUAUGAGCUGCCGAAGGGAUAAUAACCAAGAGCCCAGCAGCUUUGCUCGGCUACAUCAAAAGCUGGAUAAAAUCGAAAAAGACCUGCAAGAUGCCGCUACAAACGUGUCUCGGUCAGAUCCAAGAGACGGAGAUAUGUCUAUAGAAACAAUGCUCAUGGAGAAGAACGUCCGCGCGCAUGACAUACUCUAAAACAGACGGUAUGCUCCAGCGAAGCAUGGAGGAGCGGCUUGACGUGAUGCAAUCCGAGCUGGAGAGGCUGGAGAGCUACGGCGGUGACUGCCGCUCGGAGAGGAGCCGUGACGUCACGCGCACCUCGUCACCUGGCGAGCUGGCCAAGCCACGCACCGUCCGGGCGCGCGCCACUAAGCGCAGUCGGCCGCCACCCACCCGUCGAUGGUCGUCCGACAGGACAUGUCGCUGCCGCUGCAACACCUUCUUCUCCGACACCAGGAACAGCCCAGCUGCUGAUUCAGACCGUCAGCUUCAGCAAGUUCAGCAAGAUUUGGCAGAGGCCACCGGCCAAAAACAGACCAUGCAAGAGCGAAUUUACGAACUAGAGGAGGCUCAAAAGCAAGACGAAACUGAUCAAGAGGAGAUCCGGAAUCAACUGGAGGAGGAGCGGGACCGAACACAGCAGAUGGAGCAGGAUAACAUGGAUUUGAAGGAGCAGAUCCAGCGGCUGGAGAUGGACCUUUCUAACCUGCCGGUCGGCGACUGCGGAUCCAUGCGCGAGGCGUCCGUGCAGAUUACGCAGCUGCUGCAGACGCUGAACGAAGACAUGGUGAAGGCCCCCGAGCUCUGCACCCGCCUCCGGAUGGCCGCGCAGCAGAUCAUCGACGUGGAGAAGCGGUGCGCCAAUGAGCGCGGAGCCCGCUCCAUGGACCAGCAGGAGGUGCAGUUUCUGCGCAGCGAGAACCAGCGGCUGCGGGAGGUGGCGUUCCGGGCCAACAUGAGCGCGUUCCAGGCCACCGUCCAGGUGCCGCAGGGCCAGAUGACGCCGUACGGCAUGCAGGGAAUGGCAGGGCCUCAGGGCUACGCCGACCCUAUGGGCAACCCGUACGGAAACAUGGGCAUGCAGGGUCAGGGCAUGCAGGGCGCGCCGGGCAUGGGCGGGCCGCAGGUGCGCCGGAAGAGCAUGUUCCAGCGCGUGUUCCGCAAAAACUCCCCCGAGGACAUGGGUCCGGCGACCCUGCAAUACCAGGACGGCAGCCGUGCACAGUUCGACCCGAUGAUGUCGCUGCAGCAGCAGCGGCUGUCGGUGGCGUUGCAGGAGAAUCCGGAUGAGGCGGCCAAGCGACUGCAGAUGUUGAACCAGGACAAGCGGAAGGGCUGCUGUCCACGCUGAAGCCCGGGUCGGGACGCCGCGCCGGACCGAAGAGCGGGCCGGCUCGUCCGGGUGGACGGGGGAGGCUCGCAGACCCCUGCCGAUCCAGUGAGAGGGGACGGGCAGGCGAGUUGAUGACGGGAGGUUAAGGAUGCGCUCGGCGGACCCGCGGAACGGGCUGGCGUGAGGCUGGACGCUCACUCGCAUGCUGCUGCAUCAGUCCAUUGGCCAUUACUGCCUUGCAUUUGCAAAUUCAUCGUGCCGGUUGACUGAGUUGUCGUUGGCAGCAACCAACUGUCAUGAAGGUGCGAAAUUGCAAAGUUUUAUGAACACAGCUUUCGCGAUCAACUCUUGAUGUCUAUUGUUAAAUGCGGAUAUUAAUAAAAACACACGCACGCGA
This is a messenger RNA of Pollicipes pollicipes, 1894 nucleotides long. RefSeq names its product ankyrin repeat domain-containing protein 26. The coding region runs from base 346 to 1515 and encodes 389 amino acids. The transcript has 6 exons. NCBI's taxonomy places the organism in Eukaryota, Metazoa, Arthropoda, Thecostraca, Pollicipedomorpha, Pollicipedidae. The record is from RefSeq and is a predicted model, not a curated record.